Molecule: messenger RNA, 1028 nt
Organism: Archocentrus centrarchus (flier cichlid)
Lineage: Eukaryota; Metazoa; Chordata; Actinopteri; Cichliformes; Cichlidae
Exons: 7
Coding region: 258-1028 (256 amino acids)
Source: RefSeq, a predicted model, not a curated record
UGUAGCUGCUUCAUCCACCCUGUUUGUUUCACACAGGGAAAAACUGCUGUACGGAAGUUAAAAUAUGCAGAUGAACUGUAAUUCUUAUCCAAUUACUUCAGUAAUCAAUGGAAUUAUCGAUAGAAUACUUAAUUACUAAAGUUGCAGCCCUAAUUUAAUUUGCUCCUUUAGGACAGCACCACCACAACAUGUGAGAGAGAUGUAUGCUCAAGGCAUGAUUGAAAAGUUCCCAAACCUGCGUGAUCCUUAUUCCAAAAAUGGAUAUUGGCUACUUAGCAUGGAGGCUUAAAACCAUCCAGAGGAAGAGCACCUUAUCAGAGGGGAGAAGAUCAUCAUGUCAGCUGACUGGGUGUGGACCAACAGCCAGAGGAGAUGCUUCAUUUAACCCUGAGGUGACCCUAAGAGAAGAGCCAUAUAAGGAAGCUAAUUCCUUCAUGAAAUACUCUUCUGAUGAGGCCGCCAUCAGGAACAAAAUGAAGAUGAUGUUUGAUUACCGUUGCAAGAUGGUCCUGGACGAAAACAGAUCAUCCAGCGUCUUGACUGAAUUUCCUCGCUUCAGAGAUGUCAGAGGCUUGAUUGAGCAAGACUUCAUUCUGGAAUUUGGAGAAGAUGUAGCUACCAGGUUUUUGGAGAGGUGGCCGACUGUUUUCAAGCAUAAAGUGAUCCAGCAGAGCAAGACUCUCCCUACCUCAACCGACCUUGAAGAAGUGAUCUACUGUGCUGAAGGAGCUUCAAGUGAGGAGGAACUGGAUGAGACCCUUACCUCUGGCUGGGACAGUGAUCUUGCUUCUAUCAUUCUCCUGUUCCACCUGAUUCCUCCUUCCUGUCAGGGCCACAAAAGACGUGGGAAGGUUUCUCCAUCCCAGGAUGAGGAGCACCAUGUGGUCUUCCAGAAGAGUGGAACAAGUGUCCAGGAACAUGCUGAUGCCAUGAACUCCACUACGCAGCCCUACCCACUUGCUGUUGGGACAAAGAGGAGCACCAUUCAUGAGUUCUUCAUUGUUCUGGACAAGCAGAUAAAUGGAUAA